AUGCGUGCGCAUGAACCAAACAAGUUUGGAAGGUUGAUGCCAUCCACAGACAUUUCCAUCAAGGUGGACCUCAAGUCCCAGGCUUUGUACACGGAUUGCCACGUGGAGAAUUGCUUGACGCUGGAGGUAGCACCGAGGAAUGCCUAUGGGCUGCAAGAUGCGAUCCGCAUGCGAAUCAACUGCAAGGACAAUGAUGCCACAACGCUUGGUUUGAUCGAGCUCUCUUAUCCGGCUGACAAGCUGGUGAACUUUCGGCUCAUGGCGCAAACCGAGAUGAAGACGGAGACAUCCAUCAACUGUUAUGCAGAAGAAGGUUCCCUGCCGGCAAGAAGCCCCAGGUCGAAUCUGUCGUGGCAGGUGCGGGAGCUCACUCCAAUGGAGCAGCUCCAUUUGCAUGGCCAGCACGGAUUUGGCACCAAUAUUUUCCGUGGCUUGCCUCCUCCACCUUCCAACCUAAAGGUGCGCAUCGACAUAGUCGCCCCAGAGGGCCUAUGGUGGGUGUGCAACUUGGGCGGCUCGUCGCGAAUUGGUGCUGCUGCUCCCAAUCAGAGAGACAACAGCUGGUCGCUGUGGACUCGCGGCAGCCUGUGCGGCUAUUACUGGUGGAUAGCAUCACCGACAACAGCCAGUGUCUUCGCCACCAUGGAGGUGCCGCGUGCGAAGAAAGAUGAUCGUCCAGUCGCGUUGUUGCUUGGACGUACAGAGGCGAAGCUUUUGCCCGUGGCUCUCCUGGGCGACGAGUCGGACAUGGUGGAAACGGCCCAGCUGAGUAGCAGCCUCAGCAGCUGGCAAUGUGUUUUUCAUCAGCAGAACUUGGUAAAGACAGUGCCAAUGUGCGCCUCGCACAGUGACAAUCUUAGUCCCUGGGACAUCUUCGCCAGCUUCAAUUGCGGCUCUGUGAUUGACCACCGUUUGCGUGAGGGCGACACCAGCUUCUCGAGGGUCUCUCCGAUUGAAGAGGUCAUGGGCGCAGGCUUUCCAAAGUGCGGGACUUGGAACACAUGCAGCAGCCGGGGUGAAGAGGGAACGUUUGUGCGGCUGAACUUGCCCUUGCGCAUGGCCAGUGGAAGUCCCGCUCAUGGAGUUUUUGCGCUGGUGCUCGAUGCCUUCACCAAAGCUUCAGCGGCCUUACACAGGUUGAUUUUCGAUCAGAGGCUCGUGCAGAUUUGCCAAUUCGAGGUGCGAAGUGGCUAUGACCUGGCAGCGCUUCGAGUGGAUGCCGUGGAGCCACCGUUGUGCUUGCCGCAGUUCGAGGCAGCCUGUCAUUUAGAGAACGGUGGCUUGGCGAGGCACCCAGCCAAAGUCGAUGGCUUUGUGGUCGGGUUGCACAAUCUCUACAACUUCGUUAACUUGGUGGCCGCAAGCUCAAUGUUUGACAUUUGCUGGCGCACUCGUAGAAUGAGCCCACAGGGCAGCUCCUGCAAGCAUGUCCGGGAGGCCGCCAACGCACUCCCAGUCCCAAUGGGUGACCCGCUUGCCGGCAUCACGUUGCUGUCAACUCUGCAAGAGCCUUGUGUCGCUUCCGGCAAUACCUUCGCUGAGAGGAGGAGUCUUGGAAGAUCGAGCCACGGGAGCCACAGCCAUCAUGGCCCUCCAGCUGGUGCGCACUGCGUGACGAGCGCUGCCCGGCCUGAAUCUGUACGUGAUGCUCGGGAGAACGGCGUCUCUGCUGCUAUCACCUCAUCUGGGCCGAUCGGCCAGGCUCUGCUGGAGAAGGUGAACUCGGUAUCUGCCAAAGUCGAAGCUAUCCUUGGCACACGCCGUGCUCCUUUGUCGAGCCGGACCCCGCAAUCUUUGGGCGAGAAGCUGGUGGAUCUCACAGAGCGCCUGGGACAGCUGGAAAAGCUGCUGGAUGAGUUUCGCACGCGAGGCGUUUUCAGUCCUCCGGUUCGCGUACAGCCAACCGUGCCAGCAAGAGCUCCAAGCACAUUGUCGGCAGAAGCAGCUGCAGAGGCUUCCGUGAAGGCUGUGGCGAAAUCUCUCUUGGAUGCUGCGCGGAAUCGCAGCCCCAGUGCAGCCAAGACACAAAUGCCGCCGUCCCACAUGCAAGUGGCACCACCCGCAAUUCAGGCGGUAUCACCUGGUUACGCAGUGGUGCGGCGGCCAUCGCAAGCAUCUCGCUCCACAACUCCUGUGACUACCUCCCGGCUACGCACACCGGGCUCGCUCCCAGGCUCAGCGUUGGGCUCCCAGACUAACUCGUUUACCAGCCCACCCUCUGGCGGCCUGACACCUCCUCCCGGCCUCUUCUUGCCAAUCACGAGUUUGGUUACUCCUGGCUUCGUGGCAGCACCCUGCAACGAGUCAUUGGCCCAGAAUGCUAACAGACACCUCAACGGCUUCAAGACUCCAGGUGGCUCGACACCGCGAACGAACUUGUCCUUAUUCUCCGGCACCGCGCUCAGCUGGGAAGGGCGCUUCUCCCCAGCGCCUCCGCCUUUCAUGCCAGUCUCCAGCCGCAGCCCCUCAAUCAACCGGACGUCUGCAGCUCCACCUCCCUUCCAGCAUGCUGCAACUGUGCAGCUUCCGCCAAAAGGGCAGGCUGUGCAGGAGGCGGAGGGCAAGAUUCGCCAAUGGCUGGACACUAUUCCUAUAGGCAAUGGCGCUGAGCGAGGAUGGGAUGAUGCUCAGAUUCGGGAGAUUGCGGAGUUCUCGUCUCAGCAAAACUUGGGACAUUUGACGGCCGAGCAUUUGUACCAGAGGUACGUCGAGCACCAGGUCGCCGAGGCAGAAGCUUCCCGCUGA
Molecule: messenger RNA, 2745 nt
Organism: Symbiodinium pilosum
Lineage: Eukaryota; Dinophyceae; Suessiales; Symbiodiniaceae
Source: the annotation of a GenBank genome assembly